AUGGAAGUCAAUCUCGAGAGCCAGCGUAUGAAUCCAACUAUCCAAGAAGACAGCGUCAACCAGUCCAUAGAAACUAAUAUCACUGCCACCGACGCGACCACUCCCGCAACCAGUUUCGGCCAUCCCGGCCCGCAAGGUCCUGGCUCUGAAGCAAAUAUGGAUACAUUUUUGACCCGUCGAGCCUUUCGCCGGCGCGUUUUCGCAGCCGCUUCUAUUCCCACGCCUCCAAGUUUCUACAAAACAUCAAAACUACGGAACCCCAGGAACCCCCACGAGGUACCGCCUAGCCCUCGCGGCCUAACCCAGGCCCUCGAGGACAACCCCGAGGCCACAUUUGAAGGUCUCGGCGCCGACACCCUCAAAGCCGUCAUGUCAGCCGUCAUGAGCUCCACAAACGGCGUCCUGCGCCUCUGGACGGAGAAGCUUGGUGCCCCAACCGGCACCCGGAGAGCGCCGCCUCCCGCGCAUCCUCGCCGCCAACAACAGCCUUGCGUCUCCGCGCCAGCCAGGGCCGGCGGCACAUUCGAGCUGUGCGAGGCGCUGCAGCAGCCGGGCCAGGUGUUCGCCGCGCGCAUGGCCCGGGUCGUCGUGAUGCUCGGGUUGACGGUGGGGGUGCUGCGCGUCCGCAAGGCGCGGUUGCUCGCUAGUCUUUAUGUGUGGGACGGGGUGGUGGAGGAGGAGGUGGAGGAGGUGCGGUGCCGCGAGGUGGAGACGCGCGGGCUGCUGAGGGCCUCGCUGAUGUAUGGGCGCUAGCGCCGGGGCUGCGUGGCGCAGAUGCUGGAGGCGGUGGUGGAUGUGUUGGAGGCUGUGGUCGUGGAGGGAGAGAGGGGGGAGGGUG
Hypoxylon fragiforme is the source of this 838-nucleotide messenger RNA. RefSeq lists its product as uncharacterized. NCBI's taxonomy places the organism in Eukaryota, Fungi, Ascomycota, Sordariomycetes, Xylariales, Hypoxylaceae. The record is from RefSeq and is a predicted model, not a curated record. The coding region runs from base 1 to 753 and encodes 250 amino acids. The transcript is spliced from 4 exons.